Molecule: messenger RNA, 6361 nt
Organism: Cylas formicarius (sweet potato weevil)
Lineage: Eukaryota; Metazoa; Arthropoda; Insecta; Coleoptera; Brentidae
Gene: AdamTS-A
Product: A disintegrin and metalloproteinase with thrombospondin motifs 9
Exons: 23
Coding region: 277-5001 (1574 amino acids)
Biological process (GO): extracellular matrix organization; proteolysis
Cellular component (GO): extracellular matrix
Molecular function (GO): metalloendopeptidase activity; zinc ion binding
Source: RefSeq, a predicted model, not a curated record
CCCGCGGUGCGCCACCACAGCGGCCAUUUCCGUCACAAAUCUGCCGAAGUGUGGGACCCUCAUCCUAAGUACGAAAUAGAUGCCUUCGGUAAGAAGAUCCUGCUCGAAUUGGAAUUUAACGACAGAUUCGUCGGCCCCAAUCUACACAUCGUGACCCACCAUAACGAGAAUCUGGUCGAGAGGGUACCGCAUGAUCCUAAAGUAACGGGGUGCUUCUACACUGGAAAAAUCAGAGACGAUCCCAGUUCAGACGUAGCGGUUUCCUUAUGUCACGGGAUGACCGGCUACAUCAGAUCUUCGGACAGCAAUUACUACAUCGAACCCGCGGAGAACUUCACGUCCGGCAACAUGGACACAAUCCUGCACCGCAUUAAACAAUUGCCACACGUCGUCGGCAAAGAUACCAACGAAGUGCUCGAUCUGGGCGAAUUGGAAGCCAAUUACGUCACCAACGGAAACCACACGAUCAUCGAAGACGACUUCCCCGCCGAGAUCGUCGAGCGUCGCUCCCAAAAGCACCACUCGGUCGGUAAACGGGACAUCUUCUUCGACGACUCGGGCAGCGAUGACGUCAUCUACGACGUCAGGGAAUCGGCCGAGGAGAUCUACAGGACGACGAGGGAGGUCGACUACGACGUCGGCUACAAUCGCGGAAGCCGCGAGUAUUUUGUGAAAGUCCUCGUCGUAGCUGACAAAGCGAUGGUCGAGUACCACAAGACCACCGAAGAGCUUACCAGAUAUAUUUUGAUUCUGAUGUCUCACGUGGCUUUACUAUUCAAAGAGCCGUCUAUCGGAAACGCAAUCAACAUCGCUGUGGUACACAUCCGCAUAUUAAAAGAAAUAGACUUUACAAAUUUACUGUCUCAUGAGAUGUUGAGCAAAUUCUGCGAAUGGCAGCAGAAACACGUCACCGAUAGAACUCACGACGUAGCUCUGUUGCUAACCAGGCACACCAUUUGCAAAGAUUCGUGGUCUUGCAACACACUGGGCGUGGCUCAGGUCAAUUCCAUGUGCAGCCCGUCGGGAUGCACCAUCGUCAGAGACAAGGGCCUCUCCACGUCCUACACGAUAGCCCACGAGUUGGGUCACGUGAUGAGUAUGCCCCACGACGAGGGUACCGAUUGCGAGCCCCACAACAACGGCAAACCCAAGACCAACAGUAUCAUGAGCAUGACCCAAGCCAAGAAUGAUUCCAAGCCGUUUACGUGGUCGUCAUGUUCCAAGCACUACGUCACUGAUUUCUUAGAUUCAUCCAAAGCCAAAUGCGUCCAGUAUCCCCCGAUCAACAACCAGAUCUUCUCCAACUUCACCUACAUGCUGCCCGGCGACUCUUUCGAGGUGGACAGCCAGUGCGAGUUAGAAUUUGGACCCGGCUAUAGCAUUUGUCCCCUGGAGACUAGCGGAGAGCCUCCAUGCGGUCACCUGUGGUGCAUCAACUCGAGAGGCGAGUGCAGGAGUCAGUUGUCGCCUUGGGCGGAAGGCACCAAGUGCGGACCACGCAGCUGGUGCUACAGGCGGCAGUGCAUAUCGGACGAUAGACGCAGUUUCGUACCCAUAGACGGCGGUUGGGGGCCGUGGCAGGAGUGGGGACCCUGCAGUCGUACCUGCGGAGGCGGAAUAAGGAAGUCGAUCCGGUAUUGCGACUCGCCGAGACCGGAGAAUGGCGGGUCGUAUUGCCUCGGUGAGAGCACGCAGUACAGUUCCUGCAACGUGCAGGACUGCGACGAAAACGCCAAAGAGUUUCGGGCGAUACAGUGCGCGGAAUUCAACGGCAUCACCAAGAACAUCCCGAAUUUGACCAACGACACCGAAUGGGUGCCGAAAUACGGUCUGGGCUCGGCCAAAAAUCCGGACGACUACUGUCGACUGUACUGCCGCCCGCAGAACUCGAACGCGUACUACAUGCUCAAGGACAAGGCUGUGGACGGCACUAAGUGUGGCAAGAGCGGUUUCGACAUCUGCGUCAGCGGCACCUGCAGACCAGGCGGGUGCGACAAUCAGCUCGAUUCGAAGAGGGCGCUCGACGAAUGCGGUGUGUGUGGCGGCGAUAACAGCAGUUGCCAGGAGAUCACGGGCACUUAUAACAGUUCCGCGGAUCAGGUCGGGUACAACAGGGUUGUGCGCAUCCCGAAAGGCAGUUCCAACCUGAACAUACGGCAGCGAAGCCACGGGAACGACGAGAAUUUUUUAGCUUUAAUCGACGGGGAAACCGGUCAGUACAUAUUAAACGGAAAUCAGAUGUUGAACAUGCAAGAAACCGACGUGAAGUUCGAUCAACUGACGAUCAAGUACAGUGGCGUGUCUUCGGAAACCGAAUGGAUAACAACCCCGAAGAACCAAAAGCUGAGUAAAGAUUUGAUAGUCGAGGUCCUGUCCGUGGGCGGUCUGUCGCCGCCCGACAUCCUCUACAGAUACGUCAUCGGCAAGGACGCCGCCCCGAGUGCGUCCGUUUCCAGAUACGGCUGGCGCCUGUACCAGAAGGAGUGGUCCAAGUGCAACUCGAUCUGCGAGGGCGUCCAGUACCGUAAGCCGACGUGUGUGGAGCUAAUCAACGGCAACGAGGUCCACAGCAGUUACUGCGACAAUUCGGACGUCGAAAGCGCGACCGAGAAGAGACAGUGCAACGCGCACUGCGAGCUCACUUGGUACAUCGUGUCGAAGGGACCUUGCUCUCCGCACUGCGGCAAGGGUUACCGACGCGUCCACUACAACUGCAUGAAGAUAUCGAAGAAGAAACAGAGCUACAGCGAAAUCGUCGACGAGAAGCACUGCAACGUUCUGGCGAAACCACCCUCUUCGGAACCGUGCUCCACCGUCUGCAACACCACCAGGUGGGAUUACUCGAGCUGGUCGGAGUGCUCCAAGACAUGCGGGGGCGGUACCCAGAGGCGUACGGCAAAAUGCGUCGACGAAAACAACGUUUCCAUCGACGAUUCCCAUUGCCGCAACGCCGAGAAGAUCGUCGACCAAAUGUGCAACACGGAAAAGUGUCCUGUGUGGAUGAUAGCAGACACUUCUGCCUGUUCGGCACCCUGCGGCGGAGGUUACGCGAACAUAACCUAUUAUUGCGUGCUGGGCGGUCGGAUAUACGACAACCACAAGUGCGACCCCGCCCUCAAACCUCCCGACUCGGAAAGGUGUAAUGAGCGGGCUUGCGGUAGAUGGGCCCCCCAAGACGACUACCUGCCUUGCUCGGUCACGUGCGGCGAGGGCGUGGAGAGGCGGUAUUACGUGUGCAAAAAGUUCGAUUCGGAAGAGGUGUUGGACAGGAAGUACUGUAGGGGUUUGAGGAUGCCCAGAGAAGAGUCGAGGCCUUGCUACCGGGGAGAAUGCGAGGAGAUGGAUUACUUUAAGAUUACCAAAACUCCGCACGUCGGACAGUUCCACCACAACGCGAUAACCCACAACUCCGUUAACUUGUUCGACGCCUACAAGACAUUCCAAUGGGUUCCGGGCGACUGGGGUUCGUGUUCGCAGACGUGCGACGGCGGCACCAGCACCCAAAAUUUCCACUGCCGCAACGAUCUCGGCGUCGAAAACCAGCUGAUGUGCGACCUUAACCUCAAACCCGUCAACGUGAUCCGCUGCAAUGACCAGCCGUGUCCGAAAUGGAAGGUCAGCGACUGGAGCCCUGGUUGCGACCUCAAAUGCGAGAGGCGUCGCCAAGUGAGGUGUAUGGACGACACCGUAAAAACAUAUGACGACGCUCGUUGCGACAUAGCCAAAAAACCGAUCGACUCCACGAAGUGCAAGUUGUCGGAAUGUCCGCACGCCGCCAGCGCCAUACCGCGGGCGUAUUUCGACUCGAACGACGGUCAAGACAAGAGGUACAAGUGGAAAGUGGGACCGUGGAAGCAGUGCUCCAACUCGUGCGGCAAAGGUGUGAGACGGAGGCACAUCGAGUGCGAGGACUCGCUGAACGACAUAACAGUAGUCGACACGCUUUGCCGGCACCUGCGCAAACCUAAGGCCGUAAAACCGUGCGAGAGGUACAACUGCAAGUACACGUGGAUCGAGGAUAAUUGGUCCACAUGUUCGGCUACGUGCGGGCAAGGCACCAAAAGCCGCAACGUCACCUGCCACAAGGUCCAUCACGGAGGCGUCGUCGACCCGACGCCGUUGCCCGACUCGUACCGCAACCGCAUUCUGCACAAAAACUACUGUUCGAUGUUCAACAGACCGCCCACCACGGCCAAAUGUCUGCUGAGCAGGUGCGAGGAUCAAUACGCUUGGCAACCCGAUCCGUGGAAACCUUGCACGCAGCAGUGCGGUAAAAAAGGUCACCAGAUCCGCAAACUGAGCUGCGUGCGGACGAAGACUAAGGAAAAGGUGCCGAAGCACUAUUGCCCCAAGAGCCUGAAACCGCCCAGGAAGCGCAAGUGCAACCAGUGGAAGUGCCUGUACGGCAACUGCAAAGAGGUCAAGCGUUUUACGGGCACCAAGGAGAAUCGCGACUACGUCAUAUCUGUGAACGGCAGGCCGGUGAUGGUGUACUGCUACAAAAUGGACACUCCGGAACCGUUGGAGUACAUCAGCCUGCAUCCCGACAAGAUGAAUUUCGCCGAGGUGUACGAUAAAAGAUUGAGGAGCCUCGAUUCGUGUCCCUACAAUGGAGAGAGGCGCGACAGUUGCCAGUGCGAUGAAAUCGGGACGGAGAGGUCGGGCAUGACGACGUUCUACAAGGUCAGGCUCAACAUAACCUCACUAAAGAUUAUCGGUGACGAUUUUACAUUUUCAAAUCAAAUCAGAGGCCGGAGGGUACCCUACGGCGAAGCUGGAGAUUGUUACAGCCAAGUCAUAGGAUGCGGUCAGGGUAGAUUCUCCGUGGACCUCACGUCUACCUCUUUCAAGCUCUACCGGCACGUGCGAUGGAACAAAGUGGGUCAAUACGCUUCCGCCACCAUAACUCGAACGCCGACGAUUGCGCAGGGCAAAUGCGGCGGUUACUGCGGUAACUGCGUACCCGAUCCCACGAUCGGCUUGGCCGUCGAGGUGACCUAAUGGAAGCGCAGCGAACCGAAGCACCAGAAACAACCUUCAGCACGCGGGAAAGCCCGCGAGGGUAAAUCAAACUAUCCCUUCGAAGUUUGGACGUUUGGAAAAUUUAGAGAAAGCGAACUGCCAUUGGCGUGCACUCGGGACCGUACGGAUCGCUUUCGACUCCUUAAAUGUGCCUUACUAACAUACCCAUCGGGAACGAUGGCCACCCGAAAGUAUUAUAUGUUUUAGUUGGGACGCUGGGUGCCGCGUUUGUUACUUUCUGUGAUUCCCCUAACAAAAUAUUUUAUAAUCCCCGCCCUAGAGGUCGCGCUCAUCACCCCAACUGCCAGCCGUAACUGUAGCGUCUUGCCUCAUAUUGAGGCGCCCGCCCGUCUAACUAACAGAGUUUAAGGCAAAAUGGACGACGGUACGUUCCCGAAUCUCCCGGACGACUGCCUGGGGCUCUAUUCUUAAAAAAAUAAACUAAACAAGUUUAAAUGAAGUGCGUUAAGUCCAUUGUUAUAUCAAUAAUACAGUGGAAAUUAUUGAAAACGCAAAAUCAAGAUGAAUUUAUAAAACCCACCUAUAGACUUUUUCAAAAAAAAAGUUGCUUUCCUGGCAAAUACACUUUGCUUUAUUAACCUUUGUAAAGGUCCAUUAUUUGACGAACAUUUUAGAGGUUCCGUUUUGCAUAGUAAUGCACUUCCUCACUUUUCGUUAUACCCAAUAUAACACUUUCAAGAAUGUCUACUUAUCACAGAAUGACGUCAUUUUUUGGGUCAAGAAUAGGGGCUCUGGGUGUACCGCCGUCUAUUCAUUCGAACUUAGCAUUAGUAAUUAACAAUCUCGUUGCCAUGACGACUUAGUUUUUGCCUCGAAUUUUUCGUUAGGUGUUAGGUGCCAUAAAGAGACCUAAUUUUUAAAUUAUUUAAAAUAUUUAUUGAGUUUUUUUUUGUUGUAGUUUCUUCGUGUAUAUAUUAUUUAAUCGCAAACAUUUUCCGUCUAGGACAAAUCAUACUGCCACGUGUACAUAGUCUUUUAACUUAAGUUUUGGUAAGGACAAAAUAUUGUUGCGCGCGCAAUUGUUGAAUCUGCGCGUCAACGUCAGAGCUGCCUCGUCCUCCUGUAUAUUUAUUGUAGCCCGAAUGUCCGGAACCCAGCUAGGAGACAUUUUUCUAUUUUUUUUUUGCAUAACUACGAAGACUGUUGACUAAAAUAAAACACUGCUAAUUGACAGGCACAUUGUUUCAUUCGUUCCAUGUGCCCUUCAGUAAUGCUACGAUACAACUUGAAAAUAUAAAAUACAUUUUACUAAUCUGGUCACCAUAUAUUCAAGGUGUUAUGGAAUUCAGGUUAAAUAACUUACCAAGUGGAUGUGGAU